Messenger RNA from Microcebus murinus (gray mouse lemur), 4460 nucleotides. RefSeq names its product RNA polymerase I subunit F (gene POLR1F). NCBI's taxonomy places the organism in Eukaryota, Metazoa, Chordata, Mammalia, Primates, Cheirogaleidae. Gene Ontology annotation, cellular component: RNA polymerase I complex. The record is from RefSeq and is a predicted model, not a curated record. Gene Ontology annotation, biological process: DNA-templated transcription initiation; transcription elongation by RNA polymerase I; DNA-templated transcription.
GCGGUUACGUCAGUGGCGCGCGCCGUGGGAAACCUGACAAGCAGCAUGGCUGCGGGUUGUUCAGAGGCGCUGCGGCCGAAUACGGCCUCUGACGGGUCCCUGGUAGGAUCGGCAGGCGUCCUGCCUUGCCUAGAGCUUCCUACCUAUGCUGCUGCUUGUGCGCUGGUGAAUAGUCGCUACUCCUGCCUGGUGGCCGGGCCACACCGAAGGCACAUCGCUCUGUCGCCUCGCUACCUUAAUAGGAAACGCACCGGCAUCCGAGAGCAACUAGAUGCGGAGCUCCUGCGCUAUUCCGAGAGUCUUUUAGGUGUCCCCAUUGCAUAUGAUAACAUCAAGGUUGUGGGUGAACUGGGAGAUAUUUAUGAUGAUCAAGGACAUAUUCAUCUUAACAUUGAAGCAGAUUUUGUUAUUUUCUGCCCUGAACCAGGGCAGAAGCUUAUGGGUACAGUUAAUAAAGUGUCUUCUAGCCACAUUGGCUGUUUAGUGCACGGGUGUUUUAAUGCUUCCAUUCCUAAACCUGAGCUGUUGUCUGCUGAGCAGUGGCAAACCCUGCAGAUAAACUUGGGUGAUGAACUAGAGUUUGAAGUAUUUCGUUUAGACUCAGAUGCUGCUGGAGUAUUCUGCAUUCGGGGAAAACUAAAUAUCAACAGUUUACAAUUUAAGAGCUCAGAAGUUUCUGAAGAAGUAGCAGAAACCGGCACUGAAGAAGUUGUUGAAAAGCCUCCAAAGAAGAAAAAGAAAAAGAAGAAAGACCCAGAGACAUAUGAAGUGGACAGUGUUACCAUAAAGCAAGCAAAUUUUGCAGAUGACACCCCAAAGGAAGAAUUAGACCUGCAGAUUACUAAUAAUGUCAAUGGCCUCUGUGAGGAAGAGCCAAAGAAGAAGAAGAAGAAGAAGAAAAAGCACCAGGAAGAUCAGGACCAGGACCCUGUUUUUCAAUGCAGUGACUCCAGUGGUUACCAAAGUGACCAUAAAAAGAAAAAAAAGAAAAGAAAACACAAUGAGGAGGCUGAAUUUACCUCACCGAAAAAGAAAAGGGAAAAGUAAUUUUCUUUAGUGUAUUGUAAAUAUGGUUCAGUUUUUAAAAGAUUGAUUUACACAUAAUGGAUGAGUAAAUGUUUUGAAUAAUAUGAAAUGCUUAUGCAUACCGGUAUUUUACAAAAUAGGAAAUACUUGAUUAACAGUUGGAGGGUCUGUGUGCUAAAUAUUAUAAAACUGACUAUAAAUUAAUUUGGGGAAUACCAAGACCAUUAAAGUACCAUUUUAUUUUAUACAUAAUAAAAAGGUAAGAGCUGCUCUCACUCUUGACCCUUAUAUUCUCUCAGGUUUUACCCUCUACAUAAAAUUAUUUCUACAAUCUCAAGACUAGCAAAAGAACUUUAUAAUAUUAUUCAUAUCAUUAAAGAAUGAGUUAACUUUGGGUUUUGAUAUGAUUUGAUUUGUAAUAGGUUUUACCUUUAGUCAUUUCCAUGCUGUUUUAUUUUGCUUUUUUAAAAACUCAGGACAUUUACCAGUUUUAGGUUUUUCUUUUAUCAUGUUAAUACAGUAUUUCUGUUAUUUAAUUUGAAUGAUUAGCCAAAGAAGCUUAUGAAGUCUCCAGAGAUCUUAACCAUGUCACUACUGACUGUGUGGUGGGAAACAAUAUUUACUAUUCUUUCCUCCCAGGUGCAUGUGUGUCAUUUUCUUUUUUAAGUCCAAGAUGCUGAUGGAAAGGCUUGCUCUCUUGUACUCAUUCAUUUAUGCCUCAAUCGUUCUUAUUUGUUGUGUUUUAGAGGAGAGUCUAAUGAAGACAGGAUAAAUGUGAUUCUGACUAGUGGGAAAUUUCCACAUAACUUUUUGAUGAUUGGAAUAGGCUACCAAAAAUUGUUCUGAAGGGAAAACAGUUGUGCACUGCUUUCAUUGCGAAAAUGUGGAAUGAGGCUUGACUAAUUGGAAAAUACUGAGUAAUGAAAUGACAAGCUAACUGAGGUAGAUAAUCAAUGCAUGGCCAUAUUCAUUCAUCUAGCAGAUAUUUGACCAUCUGCUUUGUGUAUCACAUUCUACUAAGGCCCAGGGAUAUAAUAGCAGGCAAGGUAGAUGUAGUUCCUUCCUCAGAGCCUGUCAUAGGAGAAACAAAUGCAGGUGCGUGCGCGUGCACACACACACACACACACAAUCUAAGAAAAUAUAGAAAAUUAUUAACUGUGUCAGGUGCUGUGAAGAAAAAGGAUUAUCUACUCCUGUUCCUUGUGUUACUAUCUGCAUAUAGUUGAAUGGCUGAAUUAAAUUCCCUGUGUCAGCCAUUUAUCUAAUACCAGACAUAGUGCUGAUCUCACAGUUUAAUGUUUGAUGAUGAAUAAAUUCUGCUAGUGGCAUAUCAUGAUCUAAAUCUAUAAUGAUAGGAUACACAGUUUGCAGAAUGGCAGGCAUCCAUAUUUAUCUACAAGUAGAUGUACCACAUUAUGGAAUGGUUUAGCCCAAUGUCUUUCGUUAUAAUUGAAAUUCAUGUGAGUAUUGAGCCCUUAAAAUAUGGCUAGUCUGAAUUAAGAUAUGCUAUCAAUAUAAAAUGUAUUAACAUAUUUUGAAUGUGUACAAAAAAAUGUAAACUACCUGAGUUUUUAUAUUGGUGAAAUUAUGACAUUCUUGGUAUAGGGGAUUAAAUAAAAUAUAAUUGAGUUUUUAGUUUAUUUUUCUACCAAAAAAAGGUUAAAAAUUGUACAUGCUCAUGAGGCUUAUAUUACCUUUCCUUUGAACAGUGCUACAUUACAGGAAGUAUGAGUUGAAAAUAGUUUGAAAGAGUUAUAUUAUCAGGCUUUAACAUCAUGGCAUACCCAGAAAAUGUUUAAUAAAUACUUUCUUCAAAUUUUAAAAUUUGAAUAUAUAUUUGUAAUCAUGUUUGCCAAUAUAGGAAAUUAAUUUUUAGUAAAAUAAUUCUAACCCUUAAUCCAUUUGUGUUGCUACAAAGAAAUACUUGAGGAUGGCUAACUUGUAAAGAAAAGAGGUUUAUUUGGCUCACAGUUACGCAUGCUGUACAAGAAGCAUGGCGCCAGCAUCUGCUUCUGGUGAGGGCCCCCAUUUAUGGUGGAUGGUGAAGGGGAGCUAGCAUGUGCAGAUCACAUGACGAGAGAAAGAAGAUAGGCCAGACUUUUUUUUUAACAAGUUCUCUUGGGAACUAAGAGUAAGAACUCACUCCCAGGAUAAUGGCACCAAGCCAUUCCUGAGGGAUCUGUCCCCACUAUCCAAACACCUCCCACUAGGCUCCACCUCCAACAUUGGGGAUCAAAUUUCAACAUGAGACUUGGCAGGGCCAAAUAAACUAUAUCGAAACCAUAGUAUCCCCCCAUGACUGUACAGCAAGAAAAAUGUUAUCAAAUUUAUGCUAUUCAUGGAAAAAUAUAUUGUAGCUUAGUAAAAUAAGCACACUCCCACAUAUUUUUAUUUUGCUUCAAGUAGUACUUCUGCCAAUUGUGUUUUAUGAAGGAAAAGGGAGACCGUAUCCUAAACUUGAAAACUUGAAACUAGAUCUGUUCAUGCUUUUUUACAAUGUGAAUAGCUUUAAAAAGCCAGAUCUGGCCAUUCAUCUUGCCUAGAAUAUAGUAACUUUAAUUUUUUGGUUGUUUUUCUCAUGCCAAAAAAACUGAUGGUGUCCUUCAUAUAGUCUUCAAAACAUUUGUCACAUGUUACACUAACCAGGCCUUUAUCUUUUUAUGUUGGAAUUUGCUUACUAAAACCCUCUAGCCUAGACUGGACCCCUUACGUUCUCUCCAAUUCUUAUCAUUCACCAGCUUUUACACUGUGCAUAGAUGAAAUACAUAUAUCAUUAAUCACUGGAGAUACAUGGAUGACGAAAGCAAUUUCCACUCUUGAGGGCAUGCAGUUUUUGUGAGAUGUGCAACUAAGUGUAGAUGAUAAAUACAGAAAGUAUGAAUUGUGUUGUGGAAACGGUCAUUAAUAGUGCCACUUUGGCAGGCUGAAGCAGCUUGUAAUGUUUGAAUUGGUUGCAUGAUGAGCAGAAUUUUGAAGGGAAAGAGCUGUGGCCUUCCAGGAGAGCCUACCAGAGGCCUCAGAAGUAUCUCAUGGAAAAGACCUCAGACACUACCUUCCACAUAAAGUUUUCCCAGAUGAAAGUAGGCUAAAUGUGUUUGCUCCUAAUCAUAAUUAUUAUUUUUUUCUUUACUAGAUAAUUUUCUACUUGUACCACUCCGAAUUAUUGUUUCCAACUGUUCACCUAUUUGUAAAGCUUUUCUCUUGAUCAAAUUUGUUUGACCAAGUAAGUUUCCUGAGGGAUGGGAUUAUGCCUUAAGUAUUGUAUAUUUACAGUAUUUAACAGUGUGUCCUUUGUGUAGCAAAACCAUUAAUAGAUAACUUUUAAAUUGAUAAAUGAAAAACACAGUUUUGAAUGGUACCACUUUGCCUGUGAUACGAUAUUCUUAACUUUUUCACUUAUUGUUUCAAUAAAUUCAUGCAUUGCUUUGCCUAUA